This is a messenger RNA of Homo sapiens (human), 1441 nucleotides long. It is a transcript of the gene TTC1, whose product is annotated as tetratricopeptide repeat domain 1. NCBI's taxonomy places the organism in Eukaryota, Metazoa, Chordata, Mammalia, Primates, Hominidae. Gene Ontology annotation, biological process: positive regulation of neuroinflammatory response; positive regulation of inflammatory response. The record is from RefSeq and is marked reviewed. The coding region runs from base 85 to 963 and encodes 292 amino acids. The transcript has 8 exons.
GGAAGUAGGAGCUCUCAGAGGCUAAGAAGGUGGAGACCGGAGAAGCUGUGAGGUUCUUUAGCGUCACCUCCCUCACUGGGCAGCAUGGGGGAGAAGUCAGAGAACUGUGGGGUUCCAGAGGAUCUGUUAAAUGGUUUGAAGGUUACAGAUACUCAGGAAGCCGAGUGUGCUGGCCCUCCAGUUCCUGAUCCCAAAAAUCAGCAUUCCCAGAGUAAGCUGCUCAGGGAUGAUGAGGCCCAUCUCCAGGAGGACCAGGGAGAAGAGGAGUGUUUUCAUGACUGCAGUGCCUCAUUUGAGGAGGAGCCAGGAGCGGACAAGGUUGAGAACAAAUCUAAUGAAGAUGUGAAUUCCUCUGAACUAGAUGAAGAAUACCUAAUAGAACUGGAAAAAAACAUGUCGGAUGAAGAGAAACAGAAAAGAAGAGAAGAGAGCACUAGACUAAAGGAGGAGGGAAAUGAACAGUUUAAGAAAGGAGAUUAUAUAGAAGCUGAAAGUUCUUAUAGUCGAGCCCUCGAAAUGUGCCCAUCCUGCUUCCAAAAGGAGAGGUCGAUUCUAUUUUCAAAUAGAGCUGCAGCAAGGAUGAAACAGGACAAGAAAGAAAUGGCCAUCAAUGACUGCAGCAAAGCAAUUCAAUUAAACCCCAGCUAUAUCAGGGCAAUAUUGAGGAGAGCAGAGUUGUAUGAGAAGACGGACAAGCUAGAUGAAGCCCUGGAAGACUAUAAAUCUAUAUUAGAAAAAGAUCCAUCAAUACAUCAAGCAAGAGAAGCUUGUAUGAGAUUACCUAAGCAAAUUGAAGAACGUAAUGAAAGACUAAAAGAAGAGAUGUUAGGUAAAUUAAAAGAUCUUGGGAACUUGGUUCUCCGACCUUUUGGGCUCUCCACGGAAAAUUUCCAGAUCAAACAGGAUUCCUCUACCGGCUCGUACUCCAUCAAUUUCGUUCAAAAUCCAAAUAAUAACAGAUAACAAAGAUAACAAAAGCUUUACAAGCUGACUUGGAAUUGUGUGCUGCUUGCUGUUAGCUAGGGGAAAGGCCCUGCCAAUGUUUAACUUUUAAAAGCAUCUUAUCUAAAAGAAAGGCUAUCCAGUAGAGCCCAGUGCUCCCUUGUCCCUCUUUUAUGAUCAGGGUGAAAUGUACUUCCUGAUGUAAUGAACCUAAUUUGAUUUCCAUUUUAAGGUGGUGUCUGUGCAGCUGGUGUCCCCGAUUCUGGCUGUCCUAUGUCCAGGAAGAAGCCCAUUUGUUGAGGCUGACCUUCCUGAUCAUACACACACACAGCCCAGCAAAAGCCUCUCCUGAACCAAACAAACCUGUUGGUUGGGAGACUGCCCAGACAUGAUUGAUGACGGGUUCCCGCCUGCUGUCCCCUCCCUGAUCACACAGCUAACGAGGCUGCCUCCAGCAUUUCCUGAUUUCCUCUGUGGUAAUAAAAGCUUUCUGUGCUUA